AUGAAUACAGUAAAGUAAGAGAGAAGUAGAAAUUCAAUCUAUAUGCAACCAGAUUAAGAUUAAUAAGUUAUAAUAUAAAAAGGAGAAUAAGAAGAAAUCAAUCCCUAAUCAUUAUUUAUUUAUUUGAACGGUGAAGAAAUAAAAUUUUCAAUACCCGAAAUCGACGAAGCUAAAGAAUUAGCUCUACUUAUUCAAAAAAAUGAAAUUAUUCCAGAUGCUCGAGAAUUAGGUUAUGUAGAAUAAUUUUUUUUAAAAUACAAAGAAUUUGAAGAAAGAUUUGAUACAUAUUGCACAUGUAGAGUUCAAGAAAAAUAAUUAAGUUUCAGUCUCAAUGAAUUAAUCACAACAAUAGUGUAUUGGAGCACUUUCUUUAGUGUUAUCUCAGAAUCUAUUGUAAUUAAAAAAAUUUAAUCUUAGGCAAUUCAAAAUAGUUCAAUCAUCGAAAAUGAUGAAAUUCGCUAAUAACUAGCUCAAUAAUUGCCUGUAUAUGCUUUUUUAUAUACAUUAUCAUCAUAAAUGUAAUAAUGAAAAAAAUUUUUAGAUGUUAAAAAAGAAAUGAGUAUUGGAUUUGGAUAGUUUUAUUUAUAGUUUUAAUAAUAGUACCAGUUUCGGUUCUGGUAGGAUACCAUCUUAACCUUUUUGGAAAUUAUGAAGGAUUUUCAGGGGAUUAUGUAGGAGUUGGCUAUUGUAUAUUAAGUAUUGCUAUUUUUAUAAACUCAAUCAUAAAUAGAGGAUUUUUAUAUUAUAUUAAGAAAAUUUCAUCAACUCUUAUAGCAACAUUAUUUAAUUGUAGCUUUUGUGUUUUAGUGUCAUAUUUUAUAAUAUUUAAAAUAAUAGCUUUUAUACUUUUAAUUGAAUCAACAACUUUAGAAUAUAUAAUUGAUAAUAUCAUUUAAAUAAUUGCUCCAUCAACUUUUAUAGUAAUAUUUUUUUUAUCAAUAUUUUUAAUAAAAGGAUUAUUUCAUAUCCCAUAAAAGACAAUUCGUUGGGAUUUAUAUUAAUUAUCAUUAUUAAAAUAUGCAAAUGAACAAAUAUAAAAAGAUUAUCUAAAUUAUAAAACGAAUAAAAAAGUAACUACUUUAUUUAAGAAAAUAAAAUUAGAAUAUAUUGUUCCAAUAUUUAUUUCAAUUUUUUAUGCUACAAUUGAGAUCAUUUGCUAUAUUUAUUUAAUCACUGGAUUACAAUCAUAUGAUUUUGAUUAAAUUAUAACUUUUGGUUUUUUACUUAUUGGAAUACCUAUUUUUAUAAUCUUAGGAAUUGUUAUAAGUAAUACAAGAUUCACGAAAAAGAAUUUAUAUUUAUUUACGACUUUAUUAUUUACUGUUGUUUUAAGUGUUAUAUGCAUAAAAGUAUGGAGCAUGACUUUUGAAAAUGAAUAUAUCGGUUCGAUUUCAAGAUUAAUAGGUAUUUGUCCAUUAAUUAUAUCUUUGAUGUGGCUAACAGUAGCAUUUUUUAGAUCUGAAAAAAAAUAUUAAAAAUAUUUGGUAAUGUUUUUUUCAUGUUUUUCAUUUGCUCUACCUUUAGGAAUUCUUUUAACAUUUUAUGAAUAUUUUGACGAUUAAAAAUUUUACAUAGCUACUAUUGUUUUAUUAUGUAUUGGAAUUAUUCCAAUUUUAAUACUUAUUAUUUAUUAUAUAUUUGUGGUCUCAAUAUAUCUUAUAAAAUUACCAUAGCAAGCAGAAAAAUUGUUAUUUACUGCUUACGAGUAUGUUAACUUAAAUAAUUAUGCAGUUUGGUAUAAUUCCAUAUGUUAUAUAAUAUCAUUUUAUUUCAUCUGUUAUUUUGCUUGGAAUGAACCGAUCACAGCAACUGGAACUAAAAAAGGAACAGUAAAUUAUAAUUUUAUUCUUAUAGAUAAUUGGUUUAUUGAGUAUUCAUUCUGUUUUAUUUAUUUUAACAAAUCAUGCUUUAUCUUUUGAAGCUAAAGAGAAAAUUUAAGAUGAAGAAUAAUUAUAAAAUCAAAUUAAACCUGGAAGAUUUUUAAAUAGAAUUUCGGAUAUUACAAUAGUUGGCUCAAUAGUACCAUUUAUAGUCUUAAUGCCAAUAGGUUUGUCUGUAGAUAAUGAAGUAACAAAAAAUGCAUUAUUAGCAAAUGCAAUUGGUUUACCAUUAUCAUUUUUAUAUUACAAAUAUUAGAUGACAUUAAAACAAGAUUCAAUUUAAUAUUAAAAUUUUACCCAACCCCUUGUUGUAAUUUUAGUAUGGACAUUUAUAUUAGGUCCAAUUGGAACUAUAUUUCCAAUUUUAGCAGAUUAUUAUGAAAACUCUUCUUCGGAGUUCGCCAUAUUUGCAUAAUUAGCUGUAGCUUAUUCUAUAUUAAUUAUCAUAAUAAGUGUAACUGUAUUAUCCAUUUUUUAUUCUGUUUUGUUAAACAAAGAAGAAUUAGAAAAGAGAAAAAAAGAAGUACUAAAAGUAGUAAUGGAAUAAUUUGCAAAAAAAGGGGUUUAUGCAACCGAAGAAAUUUCAUCCUUACUUUUUGUUAGAUUUGUUCAACAUAGAGAUUCAGUUAAACUAAAAAAUGAUUUAACUUAAUAAGGAGAUCCAGUGAAUAUGUAUGAACAUCCAGAACCUUAAGAAAAUGGAAUUAAAUAUAUUCUUGUUACAAAAAAAGAUUAUGAAAAUAAAAAGAAAUUAGAAUAAAUUCAAAAUAAUAGAAGAAAUAGAUAUAGAAAUAGUUUAAGCUUAACUUAAAUAGAUAAUUAAUCUUAAUCAUCUGCAGAUACUAUGAAACAAUAAUAAGAGCAGAGUGGAUUUUGGUACACAAUUUAAGAUUUUUUAUUCUCCUGUUUAUUGUGCAAAAUAGGAUUUUAUGAAUUAGAAGAAAUGGAGACAAAUGAAAAGCUUAAAAACGAUGAAAUAAAAAUGCUUGAAGAAGUAAAAUAAAAGUUGGAAGAUGAAAAAAAGAAUAAUGAAGAGGUAAAACGAAAAAAAAACAAAAAGUUAACAUUCAAAGAAAGAUCAAGAAAGAGAAAUUCUACUAUUUUAUAAGAAGACAAAGCGGAAUACGAUUAAUUCAAACCUUUAUAAAAGGAUCCUUAAAGAGCAAAGAGAUUUUGGCAAGCAAUCUAUUAAAUUUUUUAAAAAAAAGAUGACUUCCUUUUAGUAUUAGAAGUAUUAGCUUUAGAUGAUGAUUUUGAAACUUUAUAAUAAUAUGAGAGCUUUAAAUAAAUAAAUGAUAAUUUUACUUUAUCUGCAGAAGACUUUGCCUUGUUAAUUUAUGAUAAUUUUAAAUAAGAAAAUGAAUCUUAUUUAUAAACGCUUCAAAGGAUAGCAAUUCAAAAGUAUUUCUUAUUUUAAGAUAUCAUUCCUGACUUAAAGAAUUUUAUAAGAGAUUAAAAGGAUCUUCGAGGUGGAUUUGAAGAAGAUAAUUUUAUACUCAUUUAAAAGUUCUAGGAGGAAAGAAAAGAAUUGAAUAAAAUUUCACCAAAUGAAAAAGAUAAUGAAGAAAGUAAAAAUUAAUAUUAAGGUCAAGAAUAAAUUGAGUUUUUAUAUGAAAUAGAAUUGGAGAAAUUAAAUAAUAAAUACAAAAUAUAAAACAAUCCAAGUGAAUUUAAAAAAAAAAUAUGGUAAAUUUGUAAAAGUAUGCAUACAUUUAUUUGGAUUGCACCAAAAAAAUAUACAUAAAGAUUUAUGAAUUAAUUAGCAGAUAUUUACAGUAAACUUGCUCCUGUUUAACCAGAAAAAAAAGAAAUUAACCCAGAUUGGUAAGCAAUAGCUCCUUUAAUAGUUGAUAGUUUAGUUAAUGAAUUUAAUGAAUUUGAUAAGAGGAAAAAUGAAUAAGUAUUCCAUUUUAAACUGACAAUAACAAAUUUUUUGGCAGUGUUUUUAAGAGUUUAUGAUUUAUAUGGAUUAAUAACACUAGCAUUUGAUUCUCAAGUAGGUUGGAUGGGAAAUAAUAAUUCUGAAUUUAAACCCAUAAAAAUGGUUGAUUAUUCUGCUAUUUGGAGUUAAUAUAAUUUUUUUUUCUUUAUGGCUAUUUUGAUGAGUUUCGCUUAUAUAAUUUUAGGAUUAUAAGCUAGCAAAUAAAUAGCUGAUAAUACAUUUGGUUAUGAUGAGAAUAGAUAAAUAGCAGGAAUUACAAGUUCAAGAUUUUGGGUGAGUAAAACAAUUUAAAUUAUUAGUGGACAAUUUAUAUUUGUAAUGAAAACUUAUAUUGAUUCAUUUAUUUGUGACUACAGUGAGUAUCCUUAUACUUUAAUAAGAUAACCAUCUGUAGAGUGUAUGAGUGAUUUUCAUUUCUUAUAUAUAUCUUUUGCUAUAAUAGGUUGUGGAAUUUAUUACCCUUUAUCAACAUAUUUGCAACCUACUUUUCAAUUUAUGGAUCGUUCUUUGGAUUUUAAAUUUAAAUCAAAUUUUGUAGUGUUAUAUAUAUAGGCUAAAUUAUUGAUUUUAGGAUCAAGUUCUGUAUUUUCAAACUUACAAGAAUCCUCAUAUUUAUACUAAAUGCUUUUAGAUUUUUUUGUGAUGGCUGGAUUAGUUUANGAGAUUAAAAGGAUCUUCGAGGUGGAUUUGAAGAAGAUAAUUUUAUACUCAUUUAAAAGUUCUAGGAGGAAAGAAAAGAAUUGAAUAAAAUUUCACCAAAUGAAAAAGAUAAUGAAGAAAGUAAAAAUUAAUAUUAAGGUCAAGAAUAAAUUGAGUUUUUAUAUGAAAUAGAAUUGGAGAAAUUAAAUAAUAAAUACAAAAUAUAAAACAAUCCAAGUGAAUUUAAAAAAAAAAUAUGGUAAAUUUGUAAAAGUAUGCAUACAUUUAUUUGGAUUGCACCAAAAAAAUAUACAUAAAGAUUUAUGAAUUAAUUAGCAGAUAUUUACAGUAAACUUGCUCCUGUUUAACCAGAAAAAAAAGAAAUUAACCCAGAUUGGUAAGCAAUAGCUCCUUUAAUAGUUGAUAGUUUAGUUAAUGAAUUUAAUGAAUUUGAUAAGAGGAAAAAUGAAUAAGUAUUCCAUUUUAAACUGACAAUAACAAAUUUUUUGGCAGUGUUUUUAAGAGUUUAUGAUUUAUAUGGAUUAAUAACACUAGCAUUUGAUUCUCAAGUAGGUUGGAUGGGAAAUAAUAAUUCUGAAUUUAAACCCAUAAAAAUGGUUGAUUAUUCUGCUAUUUGGAGUUAAUAUAAUUUUUUUUUCUUUAUGGCUAUUUUGAUGAGUUUCGCUUAUAUAAUUUUAGGAUUAUAAGCUAGCAAAUAAAUAGCUGAUAAUACAUUUGGUUAUGAUGAGAAUAGAUAAAUAGCAGGAAUUACAAGUUCAAGAUUUUGGGUGAGUAAAACAAUUUAAAUUAUUAGUGGACAAUUUAUAUUUGUAAUGAAAACUUAUAUUGAUUCAUUUAUUUGUGACUACAGUGAGUAUCCUUAUACUUUAAUAAGAUAACCAUCUGUAGAGUGUAUGAGUGAUUUUCAUUUCUUAUAUAUAUCUUUUGCUAUAAUAGGUUGUGGAAUUUAUUACCCUUUAUCAACAUAUUUGCAACCUACUUUUCAAUUUAUGGAUCGUUCUUUGGAUUUUAAAUUUAAAUCAAAUUUUGUAGUGUUAUAUAUAUAGGCUAAAUUAUUGAUUUUAGGAUCAAGUUCUGUAUUUUCAAACUUACAAGAAUCCUCAUAUUUAUACUAAAUGCUUUUAGAUUUUUUUGUGAUGGCUGGAUUAGUUUAUUUCCAUUAUAAAUUAGAUCCCUGUUACAUUAAAUGGUUUAAUGUGGUUGACAGAUCUUUAUUACUAAUUUUAUGUUAUGUAUUUAAAUAUUAUUGAAAAUAGUUCUACUUCGGAGCAUUUGUAAUUAUGGCGAGUAAAAAUGUUGCAGCUGGUUGGGUGAUAUCCUCAGUUUUUACUGUUUGUACUUUGGCGUAUCUAGCAUAUUCCUUAAUUAAAAUAUUUUAUAGAAAUAAUAAUAAAAAUUCAGUGAUGCCUAUCUGA
Molecule: messenger RNA, 5897 nt
Organism: Paramecium sonneborni
Lineage: Eukaryota; Ciliophora; Oligohymenophorea; Peniculida; Parameciidae
Source: the annotation of a GenBank genome assembly